This is a messenger RNA of Schistosoma intercalatum, 2187 nucleotides long. The record is from the annotation of a GenBank genome assembly. Lineage: Eukaryota; Metazoa; Platyhelminthes; Trematoda; Strigeidida; Schistosomatidae.
AUCUAAGGGUCGUGCAGAGUUUUAUAUACGUUGUAAUAUGAAGAUAUCAUUACUUGGUGUUUUUGUUCAUCUUGAUUCAAGCUACAUGGGUGUUUACCUGCGACACUUGGUUUUUGUAACACGAUCCCGAGACCAAUUAUUAACGCAACGUUAGAAACAGUAGGAUUAAAACGACCUUUGGUGUGAAAAUCACUAAAUAAAAGGUGGUUGUAUCAAUACGUCUAAUUGAGAGAUUGCAGUUGGUUCGACGCUAAUAAAGUAAAGAGCUUGUUGUCAUCCCGUCUGAAGAUUUACUCCAACGGUACUUCCAGCAAUCUGGUCGAAUUGCACUCUACAACAGUAAAAUGUCUUCCAAGAUUGUUCAAGAUGCAGUUCAUGGUGUAAUAGAGCUGGAGUCACUAGCUGUUCAGUUGAUCGAUUCUCCUGAAUUUCAGCGUCUUCGAGAAAUAAAGCAAUUAGGUAUUGCUUAUUUUGUUUUUCCAAGUUGUCAACAUUCGCGAUUUGAACAUUCGAUUGGUACUUAUCAUAUGGCCAAAAAGUUGCUUGAGACUAUUCACAAUGAUAAAAAUUACUCGGGUCCAGCUUUGAGCUCCUCAGAACAGUUAGCCAUUAGAAUUGCUGCCUUAUGUCAUGAUUUAGGUCAUGGACCUUUUUCUCAUUUAUGGGAAGAGUUCGUCAAAAGGGGCGGGUCAGAAUAUAGUGAAUAUAAUCAUGAAACAAUUAGUGGGCAUGUACUUUAUCAAAUUAUUUGUUCAAAACCUACCCUACAAAGUGAAUUAAAUAAUCUUGGCGUUGAUAUGAAUCUCAUACGCAGUCUGAUACUAGGUGAUACUAAUACUGUAUUAUCACAACAGGAUUCAUUGAAGAAUAAAUCAUUUAUUUAUGAGAUUCUCUCCAAUAGUUUAAAUGGUAUGGAUGUUGACAAAUGGGAUUAUCUACUCCGAGAUUGUCUGCAUUCUGGUUUGGGAGCUAGUGGGACUAGUGUGGAUAUUGAUAGAUUUUUAAGAUUUUACCGACCAUUUCUACAUACUGAUAAAGACAAAGGUGACGAGAAUGAAUCAAAAUGUUGGCAUUUAUCAUUUAGAGAUACAGAAUUGGAAAAUUUGCUUCGAACAUUCAGUUUACGACAGCAUCUUCAUCAAAAAGUUUAUCAACACAAAACAGUGACAGCUAUUUCUGCUAUGAUUAUUGAUGCUCUUGAAUUAAUAGAACCUGUACUUAAUCUUCGAUCCAUUAGCAUGAACGCAUUAAAAUAUCAGAAUCCAGAUAGUUUGAGUGAUUUUCUUAAACUCCAUGAUUCACUUUUGUGGGAUGUUUUUUAUGGACGAGGAUCAUUAUCAAGAGUUACUUCGGAAACUUUUCUUCCUCGAAUUCAACAGGCACAGUCUCUAAUACGUCGUAUUUUAAAUCGAGAUCUGUAUACCUAUAUUGAUAGUGUAUAUGAAAUGAUAUACUAUGCACCAAUUGGUGAAAAUAACAGUCACCCACAUUCUUUCAAUCCCAAAAAGUUCCCUAAUUUAAUCAAUGAAGUAGCAACUGAAUCAUUAACAUUACGAUCGAUGGGGUUAGGACUAGGUCCUAGAAAAAGUCUAUGCUAUGAACCAAUUUCACCUCAUUACAGGACAUUCGGGGUGACGUCAAAUAAUAAAAGAAAACAUUCCAAAGAAUCCAUUCUUACUGAAAUAUUCAGGAGACUUCCUCAGGACUCUGGGAUCCGAGAUAUAGAUGAUCUAUUGGUAACAGAAUCUAGGUUCUCUUCAAACAGUACUCUCAAAUCUCCCAGAUUUUACUUUUAUACACGUUCAGGGAAUACUUUUACCUACAGCGAACCGUUACGUGUUAUACGAGCAUACCGUCUUUAUUGGCGCAGGACUAAUUCUCCUUUAAAAUCUGCGAUAUACUGCCCUGUUACAUGCUUAACGGAAGCAUUUAACCAAUGGCAUCAAGAGAUGAUUGAAGAUAGACAUGGUGCAGAAAGUGAUUAGUCUGUUAAUUGCAAAUAGAUACUACGAGAGUGACAGAACAACAAAACCACAUUGUUUUACACACUUAUUCACUAUAAUUCAUUUAUUUUGAUUGUUGCCAAAAUUAUGGUUACAAUAGUUAUUCAUAUUACGUUGCUUCACAAAGUGUUAAAUUUGUAAAUAGUUGAACUGAACUCCGAAAUACACUUUACGAAAAGCCAAA